ACUAUUGCAUCAGCCUCACAUAGACAAAACAAGUUACCGUAGAAUUCGGAGGCCCCUUUACCAUUUGAGUGCAGGCAAAGGCAAACUGUCAGUUGCUAGUUACUAAUUCGGAGCUGUGACACUGCUGACCCUUUGUUGUUGUUGUCCCCCAACGGCAAGUGCCCCCACAAGAUGCCUCUCUCCUACCGAAAAAGGAAACAAAUUUGGCCAGCGCUACACCUCAAGCCGUCUAUAAAAGUCGCCCAUCUGCACAGCCAUCCACAGGGACCAUCCUAGCUACCCACCCUGCACUACGCUGCAGCAGUCUUCAGAAAUUCGUCAGUCACUGCAGAUCGGUGCAGGCGGCCUGAACCUGCAUCACCAAACCAAUUCCUCAAUCAAUCUGCUACUGCGAUUUGCGAGGCAGGUCAGCAGUAAACCUGUACCAAGUCUUGUUGCCUGAGUUGGCUGUCGGCUCCGGCACGCCGGCGGUGUCGUAGGUGUAUAGAUCAUGGAGGACUUCGGCGGCUGGAGUAUGCAGUAUGCAGCAGAUCCAUGCCUGCCAAGCCGCCCGAGCGACGACGACGGCCUCCUCGGUGCCUUUCUAGGCGGCGGCUUCGACCUCCGUUCUGACCAUGGCGGUCUCAGCGACCUGCCCUCGUCGCACCAGGUCCAGAACCUCAUGCCCUGCCACGGCGGCGCGAGUCUUUCCGUUUCCGACGGAUUCAUGGGCCUGGACACGGCGGAUAUGCUCGCGAGCGUCACCGGCGCACUGGACGACGGCCUCCUUGACACGUUCGCUUACGGUUCGGACGUCGUCGCCGCCGCCGCCGAGGAGCCCGCGCAGCCCACCGCGUCGAGCAACGCCUUCUCCUCCGGAUACAGCAGCACCACGGGCGGCAAUUACGGCAACAUCUCCUCCGGCGAGUCCAACACGUGCAGCGGCGGCGGCGGAGGCCAUGACACGGAGGUUGCGUCUCCCUGCGCCCUGUCGCGGUCGUCGGCGCUGCCUCAGGCAACGGCCGCGCUCGCCUCGAAGCGAAAGCUGGGGGGCAAGUACCCUGCGGUAGCCGCGACCACAUCAACGGAGGCGCAGGUCGCUGCCCCGUGGCGUGGCGCAAAGCGCGACUCGGCGACGUCGUCGUCGUCGACCAGCAUCACGUUCGCCGCCGGGCAUGGUGACCACCAUGCGGCAGGAGGAUCGUCAUCGUCGGCCGGCGGCGGGUACGAGUACGAGCCGGACUCGGAGGCGCUAGCGCAGGUGAAGGAGAUGAUCUACCGCGCGGCGGCGAUGCGGCCGGUGCACCAGCUCGUGUGCGGGGCCGGCACCGAGCCGGCGCCGUCGUCCCAGAGCAAGCCGCGGCGCAAGAACGUGCGGAUCUCGAGUGACCCGCAGACGGUGGCGGCGCGGCUGCGGCGGGAGAGGGUGAGCGAGCGCCUGCGCGUGCUGCAGCGGCUCGUGCCGGGAGGUAGCCGGAUGGACACGGCGUCCAUGCUCGACGAGGCGGCCAGCUACCUCAAGUUCCUCAAGACGCAGGUCAAGGCGCUGGAGAGGGCGAACCCUAGCAAUGGUGGCUACCACAACAGCAGCUUGCUGCCGCAGAGUUACACGGGGACGGGGAGCCUCGGUGUCGGUGGUGGUGGCACCGGUGUUGCCAAUGGAAGAGAUGGCGCCAUUGAUGGCUACGUAAAUUCCAACAGGAACAUGCACUUGUAGCGACGCAUAUAUGUAACCAUGGAUGUGUGAGUGAUUUAUAUGAGAGAACUACUACAGUACUCCUAGAUUUUGAGGUCUUUAAAGUCUUCACUUUAUUUCUGAGGAAUAAUAAU
Molecule: messenger RNA, 1809 nt
Organism: Sorghum bicolor (sorghum)
Lineage: Eukaryota; Viridiplantae; Streptophyta; Magnoliopsida; Poales; Poaceae
Product: transcription factor PIF1
Exons: 2
Coding region: 491-1696 (401 amino acids)
Biological process (GO): regulation of DNA-templated transcription
Molecular function (GO): DNA-binding transcription factor activity; protein dimerization activity
Source: RefSeq, a predicted model, not a curated record